AUAGAGCAAUAAAAAACAGUCAGAAAAUAACAAUCAACCAUACUCAUUUAGUUGCAGUUGAAGCUUCUCUUGGGAUGGAUAUCGAAGACGGUAAAUUAGAUUGUGGUUCACCAGAUGCGUCAGUGGCAGAGAAGUGUAUGUCAAGUAGUGAUGCUACUACCCAGGGCGAUGGACAAUGUGACACGAGAGUAAUAGCUCAAAUUAAAGCUGGGACGUUGCGUGGAAUAAUUGAACGGCUGCCCAAUGGAGGAAACAUGUACGUCUUUAAAGGGAUUCCAUACGCUCAAGCACCCGUUGGUGAACUGAGGUUUAAGCCUCCCCGCCCGCUUGAAAAGCUCACGAAUGAAAUACUGGACUGCACACAAGAUGGACCGGGUUGUUACACAGUCGACAACUAUCUACCGAACGACCGCAUGUCGGAGAGCUGUCUAUAUUUGAACGUGUAUUCACCGGCCCAACAAAGCCCCAAAUGUGAAACUGACAAAAAGUUACCCGUCAUGAUAUGGAUCCAUGGUGGGGGCUUCGUUAGCGGAAGUGCCCAAUCAUCUAUGUACAAUCCCAAACACCUGGUCCAGGAAGGAGUCGUCGUGGUCACCGUCAACUACCGGCUAGGACCACUUGGCUUUCUCUGCCUACCGUCAAUGGGAAUUUACGGCAAUAUGGGACUGAAAGAUCAGAGAAUGGCUUUUCGAUGGGUUGGUGACAAUAUAUCGGCUUUCGGAGGGGAUCCCAAUAAUGUCACAAUUUUUGGACAAAGUGCAGGAGGUGCAUCCGUGCAUCUGCAUUACCUCUCGGAGAUUUCUCGACAGUAUUUUCAUAAAGUAAUCGCUCAAAGCGGGACUGCUUUCAAUCAAUGGGUCUUUCAGAGAAAUCCUGAAGAACGUUCACGAAAGCUGGCGACCCUUCUAGGGUGUCCAUCUGAUGACGAUGACAGGUUGAUCUACGACACUUUGAUGAAAGCAUCUCCGAAGGAGCUAACUGAAAUUCAAUAUGAAGUUAUGUCUGACCGGGAAAGAAACGUAUUAGUAAACUUUCCUUUCACACCUGUGAUAGAGAAGCCCGGUUCAGAUGAUCCAGUUAUAACGGAUAAUCACAUGAAUCUAGUGAAACAGCAAUUCGCUAAGGACAUUCCAAUCAUUAUGGGUAUCACAAAUGAAGAAGGAGCUGGUCUCGCCAAUCACGUAAUUGAUAAUAUGGAGCAGUAUACAACAAGCAUAACGGAUCAGCUGGUUCCUUUUGCAUUUCACAAAGAAGAUAAUCCAAAUCUCCGUGAUAUAUACCAUGAAAUAAAACAGUUUUUCUUAAAGGGAGAAGCGUUAACUUUAAACAAUGUUCCAAUUCUGGUACAAAUUUUGGGUGAUAAUGCUAAUAAAUAUGCCGGGUACCAAUCAGCCAAACUGCACUCACGUUUUCAAACAGCCCCGCUCUAUUUCUAUAUUUUUUCUUACACAUCUGAGUUGAACAAAAUGCGGCUAUUAGCGAAAACGCCUGAGAACUGUCCUGGAGCUGUUCACGGAGACGAUCUCUGCUAUCUUUUUGAGUCAUCGUUCUUCAACACACAAGCGGUGAGCCCCCAAUCAAUGGCAAAGCGACGAAGGAUGUGUCAUCUUUGGACGAACUUUGCCAAAUUUGGCGAACCAUCACAGGAAUGGCCACAAAUACCUCUGCAUGAUGACAAAACUCGAUUUGUAUUGAAAGCUUUAGAGAUUUGUGAUAAUCUUUCAGUAGUGAACAAUCCAUUUUCCAGUAGAUUUGAUUUUUGGGACAAUAUUUUCAGGAAAUAUGGUGAAACUCAAUGCGAUUCUUACUGUGAAUAGAAACAACAUAGUUUAUACAAAAAAAAACUAUUUUAAUAUCAAUUUUACUUAUAAACUUCAAAAAUACCUA
Messenger RNA from Aedes aegypti (yellow fever mosquito), 1887 nucleotides. Its product is annotated as venom carboxylesterase-6. The transcript is spliced from 6 exons. The record is from RefSeq and is a predicted model, not a curated record. The coding region runs from base 75 to 1817 and encodes 580 amino acids. NCBI's taxonomy places the organism in Eukaryota, Metazoa, Arthropoda, Insecta, Diptera, Culicidae.